Molecule: messenger RNA, 4775 nt
Organism: Neocloeon triangulifer
Lineage: Eukaryota; Metazoa; Arthropoda; Insecta; Ephemeroptera; Baetidae
Gene: mle
Product: dosage compensation regulator
Exons: 17
Coding region: 720-4592 (1290 amino acids)
Biological process (GO): positive regulation of transcription by RNA polymerase II; regulation of mRNA processing
Cellular component (GO): intracellular anatomical structure; ribonucleoprotein complex; nucleolus
Molecular function (GO): ATP binding; double-stranded RNA binding; 3'-5' DNA helicase activity
Source: RefSeq, a predicted model, not a curated record
CAGUACAUAAUUAUGUACGUGCAACAUGGGCUAUGUACAUAGAGGACAGUGGGGCGGAUGCACUCGUUCAAGCUCGGCUGCUUGUGACCGACCAUGCGGCCCAAAAAGCGACCUCCAAACUGCUCUAAUUACGGCCAAACCGAUAAUGAGUGAUUGAGUUUCAAGCAACUUCAGUUGUAAAAGACUUCAACGCCUCAGAAAUCCCAAAAUGACGACAAAUUAGAGCAGUCUGACCAUUUUAAAGUGCGAUUAUCGCGAAAAUGUGCUCGUGCAGCGUGCGCUGGGUCAAAGUUUUGCACUCUAAUCGAAGCUUUUGCCUUGGCUAAUCUCUAAAAAUUGCAUUCCAGGAGUAUCUUAAUUCUCACCAAAAUCAACGGUGGUUAGUUUUUGGCACGAAAAUCACUGUUUUUCCGGGAAAUUUCUAGUUUCACAGCAACGAUCACGCCGGUUCCCCCUGAAUGAUGUGCGAUGUGGAUAUGGAGUGCCAACUUGAUGGAUAACACUUUUGAGAAAAACAUCCAUUUUCCCCCCUUCCCUGUGACCGAUGAGCUUUAUUCAGUUGGCAAUAUUGAUUUUAUUCUAUGGAUGGUGAAUCUUUGUUGAUCAUUAACAUGUGCCGGGUGUAAAUUCUCACAAAUUUAUUGAAUUUGAAUUUAUGCUCAUCUCUAAUCUAAUACCUCUGAAAAUUACAUAACCGACUUAACCGAGAUUGAAAAAUAAUGUCGGAGGACGUCAAAGCUUUUUUGUAUGGCUGGUGUGGGAAACGCAAAACCACGCCAGAAUAUGACAUUCGACCCACUGGGCCGAAACACAGGCAACGAUUUCUUUGUGAGGUCCGAGUCAGCGGCUUUGAUUAUGUAGGCGUUGGAAACUCUGGUAACAAGAAGGACUCGCAAGCUAAUGCUGCCAAUGAUUUUGUCCAAUUUUUGAUUCGCCAAGGACACUUAAACUCGGCAGAUGUUCCUGAAGGGACUUUGAGCGGCCCUGCUCCUGCUCCUCCGCCAGGCCCAAUGGGCAUGGGUGGUGGAAGCUACAACAAGCCUGUUUUCCAAGAGGGGAUGGGCCCCAAUGAUUUAGGAGAGGCCUACAGACCCAUCAAACGUGAAAGAGGAGGGUUUAAUUUUGAAGCCCAAAGAGAGGCAGAGGCCAAAAGCAUGGCGGAAGCGGAGGACGUGGAUAUCAACGCUUCCAUUCACGGAAACUGGACCGUUGAGAACGCAAAGUCCAAGCUGCAUCAAUACAUGCAAAUGAACAGGAUUCAGGCUGAUUAUAAAUACAGACCAGUUGGUCCUGAUCACAACAGGAGCUUUCUUGCAGAGAUGGGAUUUUUCGUAAAGGAACUUGGACGGCCAAUUAGUGCACAUGAAACUGGAUCUACCAAGCAGACUGCUUCCAAGAGUUGCGCUCUAUCCUUGGUCAGGCAACUUUUCCAUCUGGGUGUCAUCGAGCCAUUUAGUGGCACUCUAAAGAAAAACAGAGAUGCUGAACAAAUGAAGCCAUUCCCAGUUGCUUUGGCCCCGGAGUUGGAAAGCCAGAUUAUGGACACCCUGAAUGACCUGGGCAUCACUCCGAUACCAAUUCCUGAGCAAAUAGAGGCACCAGUGUCCCUUGUAGCUGCUCAACACAUUGAUGACUUUGUUCAGCCAUCUAAAUCGCAGCCAUCUGGAGUGGUGUCAUGGUCACCACCCACUUCAAAUUGGAAUGCUUGGACUGGAUGCAACUUUGAAGAAGGAGACCACUUUUUAAAUGCUGAUCUGGAGCAAGUUAGUGAAGAUCUGCUCCGAGCUCACCGAGAGAAGGCGCAAUCCGACCCUGACUACCAAAGUCGCUCUAAGGACCGUGAAACCCUCCCUGUUGCCAACCAACGCAAACUGAUCAUGGAGGCCAUCAAUGAAAAUCCUGUCAUUAUCAUCAGAGGCAAUACUGGCUGUGGCAAAACAACUCAGGUUUGCCAGUACAUCCUGGACGAUUAUGUCCAAUCGGGACAAGGCGCCUAUUGCAACAUUGUGGUCACCCAGCCGAGGAGGAUUUCAGCUGUGUCAGUGUCUGACAGGGUUGCUUAUGAGAGGAACGAACAACUUGGCAUGAGCACUGGCUACAGUGUUCGGUUUGAAUCUUGCCUGCCUAGACCCUAUGGUGGCAUUCUCUUCUGUACUGUGGGUGUAUUGUUGAGGAAGUUGGAAAAUGGCUUGCGCGGAGUGUCUCACGUCAUUGUGGAUGAAAUUCACGAAAGAGAUGUCAAUUCUGACUUCAUUCUUGUGAUUUUGCGUGACAUGGUGCACUCUUUUCCUGACCUUCGAAUCAUUCUCAUGUCAGCUACGAUUGAUACUUCACUCUUUAGCAACUACUUCAACAACUGUCCUGUAGUUGAGGUUCCUGGAAGGGCCUUCCCUGUGCAAGAGUAUUUCCUGGAAGAUGCUGUACGAAUGCUUAAUUUCGUGCCUUCGGCUGAGUCGAGGAAGAGGAGUCGAGACAAAGACAAGGAGGAGGGUGUUGGAAAUGAUGACGACGAUGAAAAUUUGAACAGGAAAAUUUCCGAUGAUUAUCCAGUCCCUGUGCGCAAUGCCAUGGCUCAGCUUAGUGAGAAGGAGAUCAACUUUGAGCUAAUUGAGAAAAUCCUUGACUACAUCAAAGGCCUUGCAAUUCCCGGAGCAGUACUGGUCUUCUUACCAGGGUGGAACUUGAUUUUCACCCUCCUGCGCCACUUGCAGCAGCACCCAGUGUACGGAGGCAACAAUUAUUGCAUUUUGCCCCUGCACUCUCAGCUCCCUCGUGAAGAUCAGCGGCGGGUCUUUGACUCUGUUCCUCCUAAUGUCAUGAAAAUCAUUCUUGCGACAAACAUUGCUGAAACUUCAAUCACAAUCAACGAUGUUGUGUUCGUCAUUGACAGUUGCAAAGCAAAAAUGAAACUGUUCACUUCUCACAACAAUAUGACUCACUAUGCCACAGUGUGGGCCUCAAAAUCCAACCUUGAGCAGCGCAAAGGUCGAGCAGGACGUGUUCGACCUGGAUUUUGCUUCCACCUCUGCAGCCGAGCAAGACAUGAGAAACUUGAAGAGCACAUGACGCCAGAGAUGUUCAGAACACCCCUGCAUGAACUGGCGCUUUCCAUCAAAUUGCUUCGUCUUGGAAGCAUCAGCCACUUUUUGAGCAAAGCUCUAGAGCCACCACCUCUCGAUGCUGUAAUUGAAGCUCAAGUUCUUCUGAAAGAAAUGAAAUGCUUGGAUUCCAAUGACGAGUUGACUCCCCUGGGACGCAUUUUGGCUAAGCUGCCAAUUGAGCCUCGUCUCGGCAAGAUGUUGGUGCUUGGCUGCAUGUUUAAGUGCGGAGAUGCACUUUUCACUAUUGCAGCCAACAGCUCUACAUUCCCAGAAGUAUUUGCAGUUGGUAAAAAUGAUGAUUAUUUAAAACUGACUGAUAAAAAAUUUAAUGAAGGUUUGGACCAAAGACGUCUGACCUACCAGCAGAGAGCAUUUGCGGGAGUGAGGCACUCUGACCACAUUGCAAUGCUGAAUGCAUUUUACUGCUGGGAAGACGCACGAAUGAAUGGAGAAGAAGCAGAAAUGCGUUUCUGCGACUCAAAAAUGCUCUCUGUUCCAACGCUGAGAGUGACCUGGGAGGCAAAGAACCAACUGCGUGACCUCAUGAACAGCAUUGGAUUCCCUGAGGAGACAAUGGUGCCUCAAGUCUACAACUACACAGGACCCGACUCGAAAUUGGACAUGGUGGUUGCACUCCUUAGCAUGGGUCUCUAUCCCAACGUAUGUUGCCACAAGGACAAGCGCAAAGUCCUCACUACAGAGUCCAAGGCUGCACUCAUCCACAAGACUUCUGUCAACUGCUCAAAAUUUGAGCAGAACUUCCCAUACCCAUUCUUUGUUUUUGGUGAAAAGGUGCGCACAAGGGCUGUUUCCUGCAAACAGACUACUAUGGUUAGCCCCAUAUACUUGCUUCUCUUUGGAUCCAGGAAAGUGGAGUUUGUUGACAAAGUGAUUCGUCUUGACAACUGGAUUAAUCUUGAGAUGAAACCUGAGAUAGCUGCGGCUAUUGUUGCAUUGAGACCGGCCCUUGAAAGUUUGGUCAUGAAGGCAGCCGAAACGCCUGAAGGAGUUACAGAGCUUUCGCCUCAGGAUGACAAACUGGUAAACACAAUCAGAAACUUGUGCAAAGUCAAUUCUGGUCGGCACGAGAUGGAGCAAGUUUCAAUGUCAGGUUUCAACUCCCGACGACCUCCACGUGGCCACUCUUUGGGCUUCGGUCAAGACGGUCCGUCUCCUCCAAAAAUGAUGAGAGGAGGAGGAAACUUUGAAGGUAGAGGUUCUGGAAACUUUGAAAGCAGAGGGGGUGGAAGUUUUGAGAGUCGAGGAGGAGGAUUCAAUGAAGGACGUGGAUUUGGAGACGGGGGAAGCUUCAGAGGACGUGGAGGAGGUUAUGGCGGUGGAUAUAGAGGAAAUGGUUUUCAAGGAGGAAGGGGUGGCUUCAGAGGAGGCAGUGGCGGAGGCUUUAGAGGUGGCUUCAGAGGAGGCAGAGGUGGGGGCUUCAGAGGAGGCUACCAAGGAGGGUAUGGAAGUGGAAGCAACAGUGGUUACUAAGGAUUUUUUUUAAUUAGCAGAUACAACAUAAUAUGGACCUUGCGUGAAUUUUCGAUCUCUUGAUAUUUAGAAUGUAUAUCUCAAAUCAGAACUCAUUUUUCUGAUUUAUGGUAGCAAAUUAAGUAAAUAUUGAAUUUUUGUCAUUUUGCAUGUGUAUUUGAAAAAUAAAAUACCUCAGUGACU